AGCCUUUGGUGUUUUUCCUCAGAGCAACAGACUUGGCCAGCUGUUCAGUCAAGGUGUUGUUUUCUUUGAAUUCGCGAGAUGAAACACAACUCCAACGUCCCGGCUUUCCUCACCAAGCUGUGGACGCUUGUCGAGGAUGCAGACACCAAUGAAUUCAUCUGCUGGAGUCAGGAGGGCAACAGUUUCCUGGUGUUGGAUGAGCAGCACUUUGCCAAGGAGAUCCUGCCCAAGUUCUUCAAGCACAACAACAUGGCAAGUUUCAUCAGGCAGCUCAACAUGUAUGGUUUCCGUAAAGUGAUGCACAUUGACACAGGCAUUGUGAAACAGGAGAGAGACGGUCCAGUGGAGUUUCAGCACCCCUACUUCAAACAUGGACAGGACAACCUGCUGGAGAACAUCAAACGGAAGGUUUCUAACACUCGGCCAGAGGAAAACAAGAUUCGACAAGAAGACCUGACCAAGAUCUUGGCGAGUGUUCAGAGUGUUCACAGCAAACAGGAGAACAUGGACGUCAGGCUGGCAACACUCAAGAGGGAGAAUGAAGCUCUGUGGAGGGAGAUCUCAGAUCUGAGACAGAAACAUGCCCACCAACAACAGCUCAUCAAAAAGCUGGUACACUUCAUCGUCACAUUGGUACAGAACAAUCGCAUCCUGAAUUUAAAACGCAAAAGGCCAGUUCUCAUGAACAGCAAUGGAAAGAAGCCCAAAUACAUUCAUCAGAUGUAUGAUGACAAAGUGUGUGUGGAACAGUCGUCUGUCAGCAGUCUGAGUGGUGUGAAGAGCUCUGAGAUGUCAGAUGACGUCAUAAUCUGUGACGUGACUGACAAUGAUGCCGAGGUGGGAGCUGAGAUCACAGAGGAGUCACCCAGAGCCUACGAGCAAGGUGAUGUAGAAAUCGUGGAAGUAGAGUUGGACAGCUGUGCGGUGCUGCCAGCUGAGACGGAGGUGAGCACCACCCGCACAGAUGACAUCAAACAGACAGAGGAUGGUGUGUCAGCAGUAGCAGCAGCAGCUGCUGCAGCAGCAGCAGACGACAGCCAGAGGAGCAGCGCUUCAGACGGCAGUGGACCAACCAGCAGUGCCGUGCAGCUCAAUAAACUCUCAGGCCUGAAUUUCGAGGACCCCGUCAAGAUGAUGGAUUCCAUACUGAACGAGAACGGAGCAAUAUCACAGAACAUCAACUUGCUGGGCAAGAUGGAGCUGAUGGACUAUCUGGACAGUAUUGACUGCAGUCUGGAGGACUUCCAGGCCCUGGUUUUUGGAAAACAGUUUGGCAUUGACGCACUAGAGGAAAGUAUUUCCUCCAAAGAGAACCCCACACAGUUAAACAGAGGCAAGACAGAGGAAGCCAACACAGACAAGCAGUUGAUCCAGUACACCUCCUGCCCCUUGCUGGCUUUCCUCGAUGGCUGUAUUUCUCAUCCAGAGCUGGAGCUGGCCGCCGGCGGCAGCAGCAGCAGCAGCGCCGCCUCCUCAUAUAACACCCACCUGCAGCCCUCUUCCAGCUGCAGUGCUUCUGUGGAGGACGAGCCACCCUCAGAGCUGCUUGAAAACAGCCUGGAGUCGAAGCAGCUGGCCCGCAGCUCCCUGAUCCGCCUGGAGCCUCUGACGGAGGCGGAGGCCAGUGCCGACACGCUCUUCUACCUGUGUGAACUGAGUCCUCCUGCAGUGGAGGCCGACUCCACCCUGCUGGACAAAGUGUGAACAGGAAGGGAACUGGUGUGGCAGUGAUGCUGGUUCACCUCCAUCCUCCAAACAAUACUGACAUUGUGUGUUAAUGUGCGCGCACCUCUGUGACCUGAGGUGUGUGUGUUUGUUUAGACGCAGUAAGAGAAGUGACGAAAAGCACCAGGCUGGUGGAAGAACAGCUGCAGUUUGUACCAUGUACACAUUUAUACAUUUUAAGACUUUUGCAUUGAAGAGAACAUUUGAGUCACAGAAAGAAGCCACAUUUUCAUCAAGUAUAACAAUAAUAGUUUAUCAACCUCUGGCAGGUUAUUAACCCUUUGAACCUAACAGAUGCAAUCUGUGUGGAAAAAAAUGGUUCCUCUGUCAAAAGAGAACACACACAUCGUACACAUGCUGUAUACAGUAUCUCUAUGUGUACAUUAAAGGGACAGUUCACCCAAAAAUCAAAAAUACAAUUUUUUCCUCUAACAUGUAGUGCUAUUUAUUAGUCUAAAUUGUUUUGGUGUGAGUUGCAGAGUGUUGGAGAUAUCAGCCAUAGAGACAUCUGCCUGCUCUCCAAUAUAAUGGAACUAGAUGGCACUUAGCUUGUGGUGCUCAAAGCACCAAAAAAAAUAAAAUUAAAAACUCAACAGCAAUGUCUCUUUCUGGAAAUCAUAACCUGGUUACUCAAGAUAAUCCACAGACCUUGUUGUGAGCAGCUUCAUGUAGGAACUGUUUUCAUUUUGCCAAUCUACACCCAUUAACUGUAUCACCACGUAGAAGGAAGAGUGCAUCUGCUCAUGAACGAGAGGCUCGUGAACAUGACAGAACAUGAAAACACUAACAGCAUCUUUCACAGCUGACCUGUAAUGUUAGCUAGCAGUAGAUGCUUGCUUCCUUCUGCACGGUGAUACGACUGGCGAAGUGUUUUUGAUUUCAGGGUGAAUAAAAAUAAACAUAAACAUCCAUAAGCCCCUCAGAAAUCAUAGAAUAAGAUGAUCCGCAUAUCUUCAGAUAACUUUUUUUCUUUUGUAUCAACAAUGAUAAUCAAGUGAUCAUUGCCAUGGCAAUAUCUGUACUUGUUGGCAACAUUAUACUUCCUGCUUACAUCACCCAAAGCAUGAUGGGAAGUGUACCAAAACACAAAACCCCAACAAAUAGCUUUGUGUUUUUUUGCGAUACCAAUACAUUUUUGGCAUAACUACGGCUUGAAGUAUCUCAUCAUCACAGUUCUCGCGUCUAUCCCUGGAAAAUUGUCACUCUCUUUUACCCAUUCAUAGUAGUAGAACGACUUAUGAGAAUAAAUUCAUGACAUGGAAAGUGAGCAGAGGCAGAUGAGAGCUCAGAAGCGUAAACAAGCUUUUCUGGCAUGUGUCUGAUAGUGAAACCUGUUUUUUUGAUUAUAAGAGAUCUUUAUUUCCACGACUUGAAUGUUUUCUUCAAUGCAAUUCUCUAAAAUGUAUAGAUGACACAGCAUGCACAAACUGUGGCUCAUAUAAGCACCAGACAAUAGGCCCUGGAUUCCCAGCACAGCUUAAUCUUCUCCAGUCUCAUCUUCUCUUCAGUCAGCGAGGAGGCGUCCUCACCAACCCGUAUUAACACACCGAACCUUCGUACGUACUUGUGAAAAUGUAUUUAUUCUGAUUUUUUUGUUGGGUUGUUUUUUUUUUUUGGUUUUAUCUUUUGCUACAUUUCUGUCCACAGAGCUGAGACUCUUCAUUAAGCAACAUUCCUCAGAUAGUGUUGUGUUCAACUGGGGCUUCUCUUUGAGUUCAGACCGGAGAAACGGACUUUUGGUCCAUUAGGUUAAUGAAAGUGCCAUUCCGGAGAACUGGGACAAAAUCUAAACUAAAGAUUGUUCACUGACCUGUCAAACAUCAGAUUAUUGAAAGCUAUUUGCACAUCCUUCAGUGGUCUGACAGAGUGAAAUCAGACAGACAUUAUGAAGUAGAUGAUUGAUAGUUGCACUUCCUCAGAACAACAACAACAUACAGUACUUAAAGGAGCAGUGUGGAGGAUUUGGAUCACCUGGAAAUAAGACUUGUGUUUUUGUUAUCGUAGAAUGAGCUGUUCAUAUCUCCACAGGGAGCAGGUUCUCAUCCAUGGGGUUUGCCAUGUUGCACCCAUUUGGUUGGGAUAUCUGCCGCGUCCUUAACCACCUGGAAAAUGCUAGGUUGGGUGCUGGGUGCUAGUCUUGCCAACUGCCUAGGUUGUUUCCGAGGUUUCUAAGCAACCAUAACCAGCACUGUAUUAUAGCCUACUUGCCUGUAAUCCCAAGUGCAGAGCUCAUCUUCUUCCUGGUGUUCUUUGAGUGUGUACUGGGCCUAAAAUUAUGUCUUUGGACAGAUGUAAAGCCUUGAGUAUCCCUGCACGACAAUGAUCUCCCUCAUAUUCACCACAGACUUAUGUUUACAGAAGAAAGGGAAAAUAUCUGUUGGCUAUGAUUGGUUGUCCCUCAUCACGUGACAUGAGGUGCGCAUUGCUGCAUUCCAAAAGUUAAUUAGUGUUAGAAGUGUUAUUGAAUGGAUCAAAUCCCUACGGGUGAGACAAGUCAUUUUGUGGCAGUUGUAAGUCAAAAAUUGUAUCCACUUUUUCACAAUGUAAGUCUAUGGCAAAAAGGCUUCUUGGGCCCCAGUGCAUCACAUUAUGGUUUCGGAAGUUGUAAUUACACUAUUUGGCAACUACAAAAAUUGGCUUCAAAGCCCAGCACACUUCCUGGGGGCCUGCCGGACAAACCAAAAGCAGUCUUACUGCUAGAUGCCACUAAAUCCAGUGUACUGCUCCUUUAAGGCAUAUUGUUGUAAAUUUGAAUGCUAAACCUUUAAACAUUUCUUAGAUAUGGAAAAUAUCUCGACUUGUGUGUGUGUGGCUGUAUUAAUGUUCAGCAGGUGAUGCUUCCGUCCAGCAAAGACUGCACUAAGAAAAUAUGUGCGUCAAGUUAUCCUACGUUCUCAGUUUAAAUCACCUUUAUCAACAUACUUGAAAAGUAACAAGAGAUGUCCCAGUUUUCAAGAAUGAAAAAGUUCAUCAUGUUUUAAAGGAACACAUUUUGUUACAGCGCCCAGUUGUUCCUUCAGUUUCCUCCAAGCUUCCUGUUCAGUAAGUGAAAACUACCGAGAACUGAGAGAUGUUUAGUGCGUGAGCUGAACUCAGAGCCCUGUUCUCACAGCUGUAAAUGAUUUCACUCUCAUGGUAUUGACUCGCCUCAGUAUGUUCAUGUUGUGACAAAGGGAACGUCGUCUCCUGUCUCUCUUCACUGAUAUAGAAGUGCCUGCAUCCUUUCUCCAUUUCUUCUGGUAGAGCCACUCUUACUACGCCUGACUCGGUUUAUAGUUUACUGUGCAUGGCCACAGACGUCACAUGACUUCUCUGUGACCUGCCUGCAUCCUACGAGCUGUCUGCCAUUGUUGCAAAGCUUUGCAGUUACAAUAAAGCAAAUGCUACAGUA
This is a messenger RNA of Epinephelus moara (kelp grouper), 5116 nucleotides long. It is a transcript of the gene hsf2, whose product is annotated as heat shock transcription factor 2. Gene Ontology annotation, molecular function: sequence-specific DNA binding; DNA-binding transcription factor activity. Gene Ontology annotation, biological process: regulation of DNA-templated transcription. The record is from RefSeq and is a predicted model, not a curated record. Bases 79 to 1704 code for a protein of 541 amino acids. NCBI's taxonomy places the organism in Eukaryota, Metazoa, Chordata, Actinopteri, Perciformes, Serranidae. The transcript has 12 exons.